ACAUUUGUGUUGACAUUAACCUUAACACAUGUCAUGUCUUCCGUAUUUAACGGGUGAACUGAAAUCCAAAACACUCUUUUUCAGUUUUCAUUUCACAUAGCAACAAAUUGCAUUCAUUUACUUGGUCCUCAAAUUCACUGUACGAUACAACUCUGUUUUGUAAAUUAAGGUGACCGACCAGGUCUUGUUCAGCUUCACCUCUCUUUUCUUCAUUCAUUCAUAUUCUCCAAUUUUUGGAUUGGAUGAUGAGAUAGAUUCAAAGGAGGUGGAUGAUCCUCAACUACACCAUAUAGGGGAAAUUGUGCUUCUUCGGCUGCUUUUGAUUCUGAUUCAGAAGCCGUUUGAUGAUACAGUUAUUUGAUGCAAGUAGGUGUGUUGAAUUUAAUUUGACAACUUUAAGUCGUCUUAUACCAUGUUUUUCUCAAGCUUAUCCCCCCUAUGAAAAUGCAGUCUUGUCUGGUAUUAUGAAGUGUUUUCCAUUCCACUCUGGAGAUAAUAAAAAAGAUGAACCGAAGGGCUUGCAAUCCGCGUCGGGCCGUUCAGAAAGUUCCACAUAUGUUGAUGCCGAAGGUAAAAGGUAUAGUUCUGAAUUGAAUUCUCAGGAUGUCUCGGAUAGUGGCAGCGUGGAUUCCCUCAGGAGGAACGCGCCUCCCAAUAUGUCCCAAAGACCUAGCAACCUUAGAGUGUUUACUGUAUCUGAACUGAAAUCAGCCACAAAGAAUUUCAGUCGGUCUGUUAUGCUUGGAGAGGGCGGGUUCGGUUGUGUCUAUCAGGGUGUAAUUAGAAGUGUAGACGACCCAUCUAGAAGAAUUGAGGUUGCAGUUAAACAACUUAGUAAAAGAGGAGUGCAGGGGCACAGGGAAUGGGUGACAGAAGUGAAUGUUCUAGGCAUUGUUGAGCAUCCCAAUCUUGUGAAACUAGUGGGCUACUGUGCCGAUGAUGACGAAAGAGGUAUCCAGCGGCUUCUGAUAUAUGAAUACAUGCCUAACAGAAGUGUGGAACACCAUUUAUCUCACCGAGCAACAACUCCUCUCCCAUGGAGUAGGAGAAUAAAAAUAGCACAAGACGCUGCUCGUGGAUUAACAUACCUGCACGAGGAAAUGGAUUUUCAGAUAAUUUUCAGAGAUUUCAAAUCUUCAAACAUCCUUCUGGAUGAUCAGUGGAAUGCAAAGCUAUCAGACUUUGGGUUAGCAAGACUUGGACCAUCGGAUGGACUAACCCAUGUCUCAACAGCGGUUGUAGGAACAAUGGGGUACGCAGCUCCUGAGUAUCUUCAAACCGGACGUCUCACAUCAAAGAAUGAUGUGUGGAGCUACGGUGUUUUCCUUUAUGAACUCAUUACUGGCAGGCGCCCUUUAGAUCGAAAUCUCCCCAAGGGUGAACAGAAGUUGUUGGAAUGGAUAAAGCCAUACCUAUCAGAUGCAAAGAAAUUUCAACUUAUAUUGGAUCCAAGGCUUGAUAAGAAACAAGUAAUCAAAUCAGCUCAAAGACUUGCUACGAUAGCUAACCGAUGCUUAGUUAAAAAUCCAAAGAGCCGACCAAAGAUGAGCGAGGUUUUGCAAAUGGUGAAUGGAAUAGUAGAAUCAUCAUCCAGUGAAAAUUCACAUAUGCCCUCGAAGAAUGUGUCGAGAGUAGACGUUUCACACGACACUGAAAUAAACACGAAGAAGAAACGGACUAUGGAUCAGAAGCCUGGAGAAAGUAAUUGGUUUGUUAGGAUGUGGAGACCAAAGCUUGUAAGAACAUGUUAAUGAACAUACAUGUUUCACAAUGCCAUGAUGUUCCAUAUCCUAUAAUAGUGUGUAUAAAUAAUAUUCAAUGUGAAAAUUUUCAGGGAUGCUGAUGAAGUUAGGAGGAAUGAUUUAUGAAUUUCAUGAGAGAAGAUAGAAUUCAUAAUGCUGGAAAUUGUCACAGAAGUGAAAUGGUUAUUAGUUUAGCUAUAGUUUAGUUUAAAAUUGAUACUAUUUACUUGUAUCUUGUAAUUUUAGCAGUUACAUUUAAAAGUCCUUAGAAUUUUUGCAGAGUUUAGCAUCAAAUAUAUGGUGGGACCUACUUACUACUA
Messenger RNA from Trifolium pratense (red clover), 2062 nucleotides. RefSeq names its product serine/threonine-protein kinase PCRK1-like. NCBI's taxonomy places the organism in Eukaryota, Viridiplantae, Streptophyta, Magnoliopsida, Fabales, Fabaceae. The transcript is spliced from 5 exons. Gene Ontology annotation, biological process: protein phosphorylation. Gene Ontology annotation, molecular function: ATP binding; protein kinase activity. The record is from RefSeq and is a predicted model, not a curated record. The coding region runs from base 345 to 1751 and encodes 468 amino acids.